Meriones unguiculatus (Mongolian gerbil) is the source of this 8625-nucleotide messenger RNA. It is a transcript of the gene St8sia1, whose product is annotated as ST8 alpha-N-acetyl-neuraminide alpha-2,8-sialyltransferase 1. Lineage: Eukaryota; Metazoa; Chordata; Mammalia; Rodentia; Muridae. The record is from RefSeq and is a predicted model, not a curated record. Gene Ontology annotation, biological process: N-glycan processing; oligosaccharide metabolic process. The transcript is spliced from 5 exons. Gene Ontology annotation, molecular function: alpha-N-acetylneuraminate alpha-2,8-sialyltransferase activity. The coding region runs from base 356 to 1423 and encodes 355 amino acids.
AGCCGAGGGCGGCCGUGAUGCUGCAGUGAGGUGCGAGCAGCCGGCCCUGCUGCUCUCCCUCCCAGACCCCUCCAGCGCCGGCCGGCCGGCCGCAGGGAAAGCCACCAUGGCUCGUGACUUGCCCGGAGGCCACUUCCUCUAGCAAGAGAUCCCCGGAAAAGUUGCAUUGGCGAAGAUCCUUGUGGCUGACCUCUGGGGCCGUGGCGGGGGGCUCCCCAGCCGCGCGUGUGCGAGCUGGAAAGCCAGAGGUGCGUGUGUGUGCAUGGGGCGCCGGCCGCGGGGCUGCCCUCCUCGGCCACUUCCCCCGGCGUUGGGCUGAGGCUCCAACCACAGACCCUGGGUCGCCAAGGCUGCGAUGAGCCCUUGCGGGCGGGCCCGACACACGUCUAGAGGGGCCAUGGCCGUGCUGGCGUGGAAGUUCCCGCGUACCCGGCUCCCGGUGGGAGCCAGUGCCCUCUGCGUGGUGGUCCUCUGUUGGCUGUACGUCUUCCCUGUCUACCGGCUGCCCAACGAGAAGGAGAUUGUGCAAGGAGUGCUGGCGCAGCGCGCGGCGUGGAGGAGGAACCAGACCGCAGCCAGGCUCUUCAGGAAACAAAUGGAAGACUGUUGCGAUCCUGCCCAUCUCUUUGCCAUGACUAAGAUGAAUUCCCCCAUGGGGAAGAGCCUGUGGUACGACGGGGAGUUUUUAUACUCAUUCACCAUCGACAAUUCCACGUACUCCCUCUUCCCUCAGGCAACCCCCUUCCAGCUGCCAUUGAAGAAAUGUGCGGUGGUGGGAAACGGUGGGAUUCUGAAGAUGAGUGGCUGUGGCCGUCAAAUAGAUGAAGCAAAUUUUGUCAUGCGAUGCAAUCUUCCUCCCUUGUCAAGUGAGUACACCAGGGACGUCGGCUCCAAGACUCAGCUGGUGACAGCUAAUCCCAGCAUAAUUCGCCAGAGAUUUCAAAACCUGCUGUGGUCGAGAAAGACAUUUGUGGACAACAUGAAGAUCUAUAACCACAGCUACAUUUACAUGCCUGCUUUUUCUAUGAAGACGGGAACAGAGCCAUCUCUCCGUGUGUAUUACACGCUGAAAGAUGUUGGUGCCAACCAAACAGUGCUUUUUGCCAACCCCAACUUUCUGCGGAGCAUUGGAAAGUUCUGGAAGAGUAGGGGCAUCCAUGCCAAGCGCCUGUCUACAGGACUCUUUCUGGUGAGUGCAGCGCUGGGCCUGUGUGAAGAGGUUGCCAUCUAUGGCUUCUGGCCCUUCUCUGUGAACAUGCACGAGGAACCCAUCAGUCACCACUACUAUGACAACGUCUUGCCCUUCUCAGGCUUCCAUGCCAUGCCCGAGGAAUUCCUCCAGCUUUGGUACCUUCACAAAACUGGUGCACUGCGGAUGCAGCUGGAUCCGUGCGAGGGGCCAUCACUCCAGCCCACUUCCUAGGGACUGCAGAGGAGGAGAGGACCGGACGGGUAUUUUUGCUAGCUUUUUUAUGUAUGCGACUUCCAAAAGGAACUGCCAAAGUGUGUCUUGGAUUGGCAUGAUAGGAAGCAAACAGAAACCCAAGCAGAACCUCAAUUUUGACACUGGCUUGGAGAACCGUAAGAUAGAAAAUGUUCUGGGGAAUGUUUUUAUAACGUGUUGUGGAUUUGCAGCCAGAACAACACCAAGAGAUGAUGCUGGCAGAAGAUAGGAUCCAAGGACCGGAUGAAUGCUAGCUGCUGAGGCCGAGGGGCUCAUCAUGCAGUGUGUGGGGGAUGCUGACUUAGUAGACACUGGCAGCGUAACCAUUUUAAAAGACCUGUCUUAUUGAGACUGGCGUCAGAACUAUAGGUUUUAAAAAUUAUUAUUUAUUUUUGCCCUGUGUAGGGCUGUGGGUGGGUGGUGGUAUAGGCUUACAAAAUUCUUCCUGCUGAUUAUUGGGAUUUGUUAAAACAAGUCCGUGUUAACUACAGUUUCUUCCACUAGUGCAGUUUUAAGUAAGAAUCGCUUCCUGCCUUUUUUUUUUUUUUUUUUUUUUUUGGUUAAGUGUACUUAGCACGAAGCUCUGUCGAGUUUAGACUGUGUUGAUUCAUAGUCUAGAUAACAUGAGCCACUUGUCUCCUCGGAAGUUGAGAGAGAAACUUGAUUUUAGAGAAACUCAUGCCAUUGGCUCUGUUGCUAUUAUUUUUACAAAAUCACUAGACAUGCAAGUACAAAGUGGCAAAGGUAUCUUCAUCAUUUAGUGAGAGGUGAAGUAGCUCACUCAGAGCCCAGAAGGCAGGGCCCUUUCUGUCUCCAACAUGAACGUUUCCAUUCAAGAUAACUCAUAUGUGCAUACAUGUGAGUAUUUCCUCUCAAGAUCAUGUAUGUGUGUGUACACAUGAAUACAGACACCUACACUCUGACACACUCCACGAAGUGAUCAGAGACUAGUGUGUCAGUCCUGAGUGUGAAUGGCCUGGUGUCUGUAAUCAGGGUUAGAAAGGUGCAGAGAUAGAGGACGGAACCCAUUCCACGUUGGCGGAAGUCCAGCUGCCAUAGCAGUUCUGCAUGCCAGCACAGGGCGCAAGGCUCACCCUUCAAUGCGCAGUCCAGAGUGAGAGCUACUCUUAAUCAUACUGCCUCCUUCCACCCCAAAUUUCACGAAUGGGGCCUGCAUUGAGCAUAGUGAUAUAUAAUGUGGCUCAUGCAAGUAAGCAGGCAGGAGUCGCUGCGUGCUUGUUCCAGGUGGGCCUGUUAAUGCAACUUGCACAGCAUCUUUGGCACAGCAGGGGACCUCUACUGGCAGAUUCUGGCCAGUGUACUGUAGGUCAGGAGGCAAGCAGGGAGAGCUCUCAGGAGCUUUGUGCUUUGAGGUGUGUUAAGCUUCAAGAAACUGUAACGACUCAUUGUAUAGGUAAGCUUGACCCAUAUGCUCGACUUCAUCUUGAAGGUGGAAACAGUUUAUUGGCCAUGUCUAUGAGAAAUGGAGUCCUAAAAAGAGGGUUAACUCACAAGAUAACAAAGCCACUGAAGGGUAGCACAUUUGGAGUAGGGGAUUUCCAAAUGUGAUCAAAUAUUCAGGUUACUAUAGAAACAGCAUCUGAACGGAGGCUGGGUGGCACAAUGGUCCACAGGUCAUGCUGAUGUUUAGAGAGUUCAGAGUGUGGAAGUUCACCAGUGUGCAAAGCUGGCUUAGUGUCUCCGCCCGUGUGGCAGAAGCAGGCUAUCUGGAAGGCAGGGUGAGCUGGGUUAGUCCUGUCUGUGCAACCCUAAAUAUAAUUCCUGUUUUGAGCUACUGGUAUUGAAUAAUUAUCUAAGAAAGAAUACAUGUUUACCAAUAGGCUUCAUGAAAAGUGAAAAAGGGCUAAGAAAAGAACACAUGCAAAGGUUAAUUAAAUAUGCAUUCAGGUGAAUGUGUUAAUUUGUCAAAUCUAAACGAGAAACUCAUAAAAUCCACGCAUCACAGUUCACUGAGCAUGCUUUCUAGGAGUUCUAACCAACCCUCCACACAGAUACGGUUCCUGGAACAAGUUCCUGUAAUAGAUGUGUGUGUUUAGUCUAUACAAUUUUAAUGCUAUUCUGUAUGGCACCUGAAUUGCAGAACAGAAAUGGUCAACACUGUUGACUAGAUCUGUGCUUUUCUCCUAUGCCAUCAGCCUACACUGUUGCUAUGACCAAGAGUGCUGACUGUUUGCAGUAGGGGGGAGCCAUGGAUGGCGGUCCAGCAGUAGCAGGUCAGCCAAUUGCCACAGAAGGUGGAGGAACCCCAAGUUAGAGCAAAAGAGAAGUUUGAAUGUUUGUGUUACCUGGGACACAGGUAAAAUGCUCAUAUCACAAACAGCAUUGCUGUAACCUUUCGUUAUUUUCUAGUGACAAUCCACUGGUAUGUCAUAUAUGUAACUUUCUGUGUGUUUGGUUAGAUGAUGUAGCUAAGCAAGAGGUAGGUGUGUGUGUCUGUGUGUGUAGAGUGGUACCUGUCUGUCUGUGUGUGUGUGUGUGUAUUAGUGUCUGUGUUUCUGUGUAUGUAUAGCUUUUUGUGUUUGUUUAGCAUCAUUUUUAGUAAAAUAUGUGUUCCUAAGUAGAAACCACCCUAGAACCAUUCUGUAGAGCAUUCUAGAAUACUGUAUUACUCUUAAGAGAUUAGGUACUAUUCAAUUCUGCUUAUUGAAAUUAAUGUCUUCAGCUUUGGGCCUGGUCCAUUAUUUAAUAUAUCUGACCUUUAACUUUCUGCUCAGAAAGAAUUUGGCUCAUGAUGAAAAUGUUUAAUUUCAGAAAAUAUUUAAUUAAUUUCAGUGCAUUUGACAGGAGAUGAUACCUAACUCUACCAUCAAUUAAAUCAAUGCAUUAAGUAUCUCUCUCUCUCUCUCUCUCUCUCUCUCUCUCUCUCUCUCUCUCUCUCUCACACACACACACACACACACACACACACACACACAUUCGAAUGAAGACAGACAAAAACAAGAUUGCUUUAUGGAGGAAACUGCAAAUGAAUACCCAAAUAGGAAUUUUCAUUUUAGUCAACUGCAACUUGAAAAUGGCUUUGGUUUUCAUGCUCCUGAGUGAGAGUGGCCACUGUUUAAUUCUCAUCACGCUUCUGUAAAAUUAAGCUAGGUAAAGAGUAAGUAACCCUACCAGAAAGAAAGCCUUUGCCUGAAAGAUCACUUUACAAAAGAGGACUCUCAGACACAUACACUCACUACAAAGUGCCUUGCCAAAAGUGUAAAACACCAAAUUGUGUGUCGAAACUAGCUUGUUCAUGUUUAUCACUUUGACAAAGAAGGGCGGGCAAAGAGAGGCCCUCAGCCCUUAAACCUGCUGACGGCCCCUCAAAGGGCCUGAGUUCAGUUCCUGAUGCUCACUUACCGGCACACAGCUGCCUGUCACUCCACUUCCAGGGCAUCUGCUGUCCUCUUCUUGUCUCCGUGGAUACUACAUGUGCCAGCAGGAACACACACAUCCACAUAACAAAUAAACACGUCUUAACAAAGGCAGGGGACUACUUCGCUGAAACGGCAGUGUUCGGUGGCAUCCUCUGUGCUUUGCUGGGAAGCCGGCCAUCUAAGGUUUUCAUUCCUAUGUUUUAAAAUUCCAGCUUUGUGGAAUGUUUUUCACUGGCAAACCCUUGUCAGGAAGGAUCUAAUGAGAAAAUCAGUCACCAGUACAUGGAAGGGCCUUCACCUUAUAAACUCCACUUCCCUACCAGAAACAGGUAAAAUUACUUCCUGUCAAAAAGUCAGAGAUCAGGGUCUGUAGGCAGUCAUGUGAACACUUGAGGGCAAGUCUGAAGGACCCGAGUUUGAGGGCGCUGGAGUGUGUUCUUUCCUGCCCAGAGCACACAGAGGUCCGCCCUCAGAUCAUGAGCUCUAGGCAGCCCACAUCAGGGGUGGAGGUGAGUUAGCAAAUUCACAAUGCCUGCAGCCCCGAUCAAGCGUCUAACUGAGUCAGUAGUAAAUGACCUUAGACAUUCUGGAAACUUAAUUCUGUUCUGUGCUCAGGAGAGGAAGAGGCAAGGUAAAAAUGGUGAGACCCUAGUUCCCAAACUCUCAGCAUCCAAGGGGUCAAAGAGGUCUAUUCAUUUGUCCUCGAUGUCUCUCUACCACCUAUCUCUGCCCUACCCCAGCAGCUGGCUUCCAUGGAGGGCUGAGCUAGUAGCCUUGUGACUACAGAGGUCUUGGCAUGAAAAUUUGCUGAGAGUUUGUAAUUUUGAAUCACCGAAAAUGUUUUGCUUUGAUUUUGGCUAAGCUUGCACUUGCUAGUUUUAUGUGUCCCAUGGCAGAGUCUGGUCACCUUGACCCAGUUGUGGCCAUGCAUAUGGUCAUGAGGAGCAGAGUUCUUUUCUUUGUGUACAUGGAUGGACUUUCUGAGUCCCUGGAGAUAUGGAGAUAGCAAAUACCCCAUAGUUUCUGUGUUGUGUCUUUGGAAGCAUGGAAUGUUGGAGUCGAGAAUGUGUCUGUAAACUUCUAAAUGGGAGGGCACAAGAUUUAGUCUCAGUCCCACACAACGCCUGUUUUAUAAGUAGACACACACACACACAGAGAGAGAGAGAGAGAGAGAGAGAGAGAGAGAGAGAGAGAGAGAGAGGAGAGAGAGGAGAGAAAAUAUGAAUAGUGUCUGCCUUAUUCUCAGCCUUAAUAUGACAUUUUCACACACAUCCCAGAGAUGAAUGAUUGAUACGCACACAUAUGAAUGGGAAGGUUAUUCAAAUUGCCUAACCUUGCUCAUUGCAACAAGGAAGGAAUAUGUUCCUGCUUCUUUGUUUGGGUUUUCUCUGUUUCCAGGAUUUGUAGCUUCUUCUGCCUUUAACACAGAAGAAUAACAUAUUGAAGCAAACUAUAGUAUUGUGAGCGUUUGAGACUAUCAGCCAAAGCUGUUGACUCACUUGUUAGAGCACAAGGAAUUAUAUUUUAUGGCUGCUCAUUUUUCUAAAUGGUCAGUCUCACUGUUGUGUUAAAAGCCUUCCUGGUUUUGCUUUUUAGUUGAAGCUGUUAAGAUUCAACCAAUGACCCAAAGUUGUCCAAGAGUUUUAUGGUGUAAUAUUCAAAUACAUCGACCAAGCUUUUUCCAGCUUCCAUGUAAUUAGACUUCCUCCAGGUAUCUGUCUCUUUCAAAUGUUUUAUGUAAUAACAAUAAAGACCAAGAGAUGUGACUUAGUCCACAUUCAGAAAAUUCAGGAUUUCUCUGUACAGGUAAAAGAAAUUAACAAAAAAGUACAAUAUAAAAAAGGUUUAACCAAAAUGAAAACUAAGAGAAAGUAGUGAUUCCCCCCCUCCGGAAAGGAUCUAUUGGGAGGGGUCUCAGCCUCACAGGUAGCUCAGCAGACACGAAGGAAGGGCUGUUGUCUUAGAAUGCUGUUGCAAGAAUGGAAUGGCUUCAAGACAACAGAAACAUGUUACUGUAUCAUCAUUAGGGCUAAGACGAAAAGAUGAAAGGUGAAGCCUGACCAUGGAUUUAAGGGUGUUGAAGGAAAGACUCAAAGCUGGUUCCUGUUUUCUCCUGUGGGUCUUGGCACCCCCAGGUUUCUGCCCUCUGUGGGCCCCUGGGUGCCUGAGCUGGUGAAGUAAGUAUCUACGUAUCCCUCUGCCACCUGCCUAUUUAGUCAUACUCUCAAGGUGAGUUAUAAUUUAGCUUUCCUGUCAGGAUGAUGCAGCAGUGAUGGGGAAUAUCACCUUGAUGUUGACCACUGGAUAUGGGCACCAUACAGUGGGCAUAGCAAGAGUUAGUGUCAACUUCCUGUCCCCAUGAUUCCCAACAGAGGCAAUGGCAAGUUAGAUUCAUUAUCCUUCAUGCCUUAGUUCAGUCUCAGUCUCUCUCCUGCUCUCCCUCUCUCUGUCCUUCCCUCUCUGUUUCCCCUUCCCUCCCUCUCUCCUAUCCCCCUCUCUCUUCUUCCUUAUGGUUUUUUAUGCCUAUGAAAAAUAGAAAAGUAACUGAUUUGGUAUUUUUGGGGAGUGGCAGAGGGUGCCUUAACUUUUCCUGGCUUGGCUCCCCACUUACAUAUUUCCUUCAUGUGUUUAUUACUUUGCAUGUGUUUCCAUGUCUGUCCAACUUGUACCUUUAUCAUCAGCAAGGACCUUUUUACAUGUAGCAAAUGGGACUGUUUUCAGACAUUCAUAAUAGUACAUAGGCCUUGGAGAAGUCUGAGGGUGGUGUGUAAAUACGCUUUGCUGCAUUGUGGAGCCCUUUUCUAUGGUCUUUUAAGUGAUAACCACAGAAUGAUAACUAGAGUUAGAAAUUCUUUUCUAGAAAAUUCCAGCAUUCAUGGAACCAAGUAGCCAGUCUAUCACUGUUUUUCAUUCUGUCUUUAGCACUGAUAAGUUCUCUCUCCACAGUUAGGAUGGCUGAUGGCUACCAUAGUGCUCUGUAGAGAUUUUACAUAUGAGGAGGGGAGAUAAAAGACAAUACAGCACACUAUUUUAAAGCCUGCUUCAUCUUAAAAAGUUCUCUCGUAUUACUAGACUUACAGCCACCAUGCAGCAUAGUUUGAUCUGCAAAAUAUUGGGGAAAUAUUUUUACCUUUGGCCUCUAUCAUUGCUUAUUCUAGACUAUUCCACAUGUAUACGAGCUGUUUUAUCAGUGUAAAUUUUCUGAGGUUGAAUAAGAGUGAAAAUAAGAAAAUUCAAAUACUCUUUCAUAAUUUAGUCUACUGAUCCAUGGCUGUAAUAAUUCUGGGAAAGAUUUUAGAUCAGACUAUAAAAUUGAAGUCAUCUUUGAAGUGUUUGCAGAGUGGCUUCUUCCUAUUAAAGCCAAACAUGAUUGAUAGGAAGCGUGGGGUAACCAAUGCUGUUUUAGCAACCAAUGUUCCUCAUUUCUUCUUCCUUCCUAUCUUCCUUCCUUCCCUCCCUCUUUCCCUCCCUUCCUCCCUCCUUCCUUCCUUCCUUCCAUCCCUCCCUUUCCCCCUUCCUUUCUUUUUAAAAAGAAUUUCAUAUAAAAUAUGGCAGGUAAGAAACAAUGUUUAAUUGGUACUUUUUAUGGUGUGACUUGAAAAAAAAUGGUGCCUAUUCUGUUGGCUGAGAUGAACAGUGGUGUGCCCAGAGGUGGCUGCUGGGAAAAUGUCUUUUCUUUUGUGCGUUUAUAAAUCGUGGCUGGCAGUGAGAAGAUUAACUAAGUCUCAGUUUCUCUACCUCCCUUCCCUGGAGAAUAUUUGGGAAUGUACCCUGUUAAUAAAAUGGGCUUUUUUUUUCAAA